GUCUGUCACGCAGGUGCUCGCGUGAGAGCUGCAGAGGAAAACGCGCGUGUUAACUCCGCGUGGUGCGUGACGCGGGUCAGUGACGCGGGUCAGGUGAGGAGGAGUUGGGACAGUUUGAAACUUGCCCAGAAACUCUCACACUCGGGUCAAUAUUGACUGAAGCGGGUCAGUGAUUAACUGUGCUCGGCUGCAGCAGCUGCUCUCGGUCCCAGCGUCACUCUGCCCGCUCCACCAUGCAGUGCGCCCGGGCAUGGAGAGGUCUGAGCCCGCUGCUCAGAGCAGCGCAGCGGACACCAACCCGGAGCUACACAGCGGCUGCCAGGAUGGACCUCAGCGGGAUUUACCCGCCUAUCGCCACCCCGUUUACCGCCACCGAGGACGUGGACUACCAGAGACUGGAGGCGAACCUGAAGAAAUACGCAGAGAUACCGUUCAAAGGUUUGGUGGUUCAAGGCUCCAACGGUGAGUAUCCGUACCUGACGGAGGAGGAGCGGGUGGAGGUGGUGAGGACGGUCAGACGAUCACUGCCGGCAGACAAACUGGUGAUGGCCGGAUCGGGCUGUGAAUCCACCAAAGCCACCGUCCUGCUCACGGAGAAGAUGGCGGCCGCCGGAGCCGACGCCGUCCUCGUGGUGACGCCCUGCUUCUACAAGGGGAAGAUGGACAGCCGCGCUCUGAUCCAGCACUUCACCAAGGUGGCGGACAGCAGCCCGGUGCCGGUGGUUCUGUACAGCGUGCCGGCCAACACGGGCCUGGAGCUGCCGCUGGACGCCGUGACGCAGCUGUCCCAACAUCCCAACAUCCUGGGCCUUAAAGACAGCGGAGGAGACAUCACACGGAUCGGCCUGAUUGUUCACAAAACCAAAGCGCAGGAUUUCCAGGUGCUGGCGGGCUCAGCUGGGUUUCUCAUGGCUGCCUAUUGUGUCGGUGCAGUUGGCGGAGUGUGUGCGCUGGCGAACGUGUUGGGUCGGGAGCUGUGCGAGUUGGAGCGUCUGUGUGUGUCCGGGCGCUGGGAGGAAGCCAGAGUCCUGCAGCAGCGCCUCAUCGAGCCCAACGCCGCCGUGACCAGGAAGUUGGGAGUCCCCGCCCUCAAGCAGGCCAUGGAGUGGUUUGGUUUCCACGGCGGCGUCUGUCGCUCGCCUCUCCAGCCGCUGACGGAGGCGGAGACGCAGCAGCUGAGGCGGGACUUCACCUCCACCGGCUGGCUGUGAGGUGAGCCGGGCCGGAGACAGAGAGAGAGAGAGAGAGUUGGACCUGCUCAGAACACACCGAAAACCAAAUCCACUAGUUCGUAUCAGUCCACUUCAUUCACGGCUGAUCAGAGCAGAUCUGUUUGAAAAUCACGUGUCGUUAAAAGAGUCAGAAAGUUAAACAACAUGAACAGUCGCUGGUCCUCGAGGAGACGCCGUCAUCCAUUACAUCAACCUUCUCUACAGACGGUCGAUGACUCAGUCAUCGUGUCCUUCAGGUCGGAUCAGACUGGCUGCUGGGUGCCAAUUAGUCGCCUGAUGUAUAGAAAAACAAACAUAAUAUCAGACUGUCUGUAAAAUAACUUCCCUGCAGUCUGCUCCACUUUUGAUUCAUUCGUCUGUUUCCUUCACACGAAAACAAAUUACAGUCGACAGUUUUCUUCUCUGCUGCAAAUUGGACAAAUGCUACGUAGGAAAUGUUGUUUAUGUUCUUGUUUCAAAAAUAAAAUUCAAUUUCACUCGAACAAAA
Molecule: messenger RNA, 1719 nt
Organism: Acanthopagrus latus (yellowfin seabream)
Lineage: Eukaryota; Metazoa; Chordata; Actinopteri; Spariformes; Sparidae
Gene: hoga1
Product: 4-hydroxy-2-oxoglutarate aldolase 1
Exons: 7
Coding region: 234-1211 (325 amino acids)
Biological process (GO): N-acetylneuraminate catabolic process
Molecular function (GO): 4-hydroxy-tetrahydrodipicolinate synthase activity; N-acetylneuraminate lyase activity
Source: RefSeq, a predicted model, not a curated record